AUGCCGUCCGGACAGAUUUAUGUGUCAGACAGAACUCAAAGUAGUCUGCCUUCACCUUUACCGUCCUUACUCUGUUACGUCGACCAUGAUCUUAUGCAAACCGUUGCACUACACAAUCGGCCGCCUCAUCCAGCCGUCGAAUUUCCCGUCUGCAACACUCACUGGAGUGCUCCUAUCUUAGGAUCGAAAAUUGCUAAUACGGCACUUUGGACUCCGGAUGCCUCAAUAUCGGCAUUCCUGCCCCUCAGCCCUUGCAAGCACUGGCUUCACUACCGCUGCUUCAUCGCUCGCGCAUACGACCCUUGGAACCCUUACAAAAACAAAUUUCCAGUCUGCAACAUGCAGAUCUACCACUGGGACGGUAUUACUGUGCUCACAAUCGCCACACGCACUGGUUUCACGCUCGUCGAUACAAACCCGCACGUUCACUGUAUCACUGCGCACCAACUCGACUACUCCUUCCUUCCAUCUGCCGACACAGCAGAGUAUCUAUCUGAGUGCAUAAUUGUUGAAAAUCUCAUACGCCACGUCUUCUUCGCUUAUUUGGGCAUUCGAUGCAAAUAUGCAGAUGGAAGUCCAGAUAGACAAUUGCCAAAGUCAAAGUGGUUAAGGCGGAGUACGCAGAUGGGAGCUCUGUUGUUUGGGAUGCUGGUCGUUAUCAAGAUGACGAGAUUUCUGGUGGAGGGACAGGGCGGUAUCUUGAGGACAGAAGCGUGGAGAGUAUUUAAAGAUGGGGGGAGGUACAAAAGCUGGCGGAGUGAGGUGAUAUGCAAUCAAGGCUAUUGUGGCCGGGCUAUAGGACUUGCAUGGAACAGAUGUGUGAAGCGGGUUUUGUUUAUCUUGAUUUAG
Plenodomus lingam JN3 is the source of this 849-nucleotide messenger RNA. Lineage: Eukaryota; Fungi; Ascomycota; Dothideomycetes; Pleosporales; Leptosphaeriaceae. The record is from RefSeq and is a predicted model, not a curated record.